GUAUGCACUCGCAGUAAACGAGGAGCACACUGAAUCACAAUUUUCUCGUCUGUUUGGGAUCACAAAAACAGUUACGCUGGAAUUUUCAGAGACCCACUCAGACAUGUCAUAUGUCUUCAUCAAUGACUCGUCACAGAUUAACGUGCCUUUACUGCAGGCAUGCAUCGACGGCGACUUGACUUUUGCCAAACGUCUUUUGGAGACCGGCUGUGACCCCAACAUCAGAGACAACCGGGGCCGCACCGGCCUGCACCUAGCGGCGGCCCGCGGCAACGUAGAGAUCUGCCGCUUCUUGCACAAGUUCGGCGCCGACCUUUUGGCCACCGAUUAUCAAGGCAACACAGCGCUGCACCUGUGUGGGCAUGUGGACACUAUCCAGUUCUUAGUGUCCAACGGUCUAAAGAUAGACAUAUGUAACCAUAAUGGUUCGACUCCGCUGGUGCUUGCUAAGAGGAGAGGGGUGAACAAAGAUGCUAUUCGGCUGCUGGAGGGUCUAGAGGAGCAGGAGGUGAAAGGCUUUAACAGGGGGACGCAUUCCAAACUGGAGACCAUGCAGAUGGCUGAGAGUGAGAGUGCCAUGGAAAGCCACUCGCUCCUCAACCCAAACCUGCAAAACAGCGAGGGCGUGCUGUCCAGCUUCCGCUCCACAUGGCAGGAGUUUGUGGAGGACUUGGGCUUCUGGAGGGUUCUCCUACUCCUAGUGGUCAUCGCUCUCCUCUCAUUGGGCAUCGCCUACUACGUGAGCGGAGUGUUGCCUUUCUCCGCCAGUCAGCUGGAGCUGGUGCACUGAGGAGUAGACAGAGAGAGAGAGAAAAUAAUAUCUCCAGUAAAGAAGGACAGAGCUGUUGGGCCCAAGGGCAAAAAAGAAGUGAGGUUUUGAGUGGAAAGAGUCGAAAAAGAGGGUGUCUCUUGAGAAUCGCUGCUUUUGAAGUUUCACGUGCACACAGUAUAAUGUCAAGCGAAGUUACGUACUUUACCCCUUUUACUUUUUACCAUGUUAGUACUCAGAUGGUCAACUUGAAGGAAUACAUGCACUAAUAUGAAUUCAGAUUAUCAGCCAUGUUCCCAAUGAUGUGACAUCGGGAUUAAGACCCAAUCUAUAUUGUUACUGUCGUUUUUGCCAGUUCCAUCUAAACUUGGAUUUAGUUUGGUCAGUUUUUGGUCAGACUUCUUCUAUGCAUUAUUUGCUUAUAGCAUGUUACACCUAGACCUGGCCUGCUAGUUCAGGUAGUUUCAUAUACCUGCUAUACACUUAUUGUUUUUCAUAAAAAAAGCCUAUAAGGGGGAUUCUGUUUACUUGAUCAGGGACUGAAUGAUAUAAGACAUCACAUCUGAUUCAGUGUUGAGAUUGUAAGGCAAGUAGGGAGGUAUUUGGGGGAUCUUUUUAUCCUGUAUAUCAGUAGCUUGGGCUUCAUAUCUACUUUAAAUACAAAUUGUAGGUUAUUUUCAUGGUUCUCUUUAAUUGUUGUCCUGUCUCAUCAUUAAAUUGUUAUAUUUAUGUGAUUUAUCUAGAUGUCCAAGUUUUGUGUGGAAAACUCAUUUCUGUGCUUGUUAAUUUUAUGUGUUCAAUGGGUCUUUUCCAUUACAUCGUUUGCAUCCAUAUCAACUUGCAGAAAAGAAAGAAAGCAGUGUUUAAUUUUUUUUGUGCAUUUUAGAAAUGUUUCUGACAAAAGGCACCUACCCAGACCCUUUAUAAAUGGGAUGGAACUCAGAUGUGAAUCUAUGAAGUAUUGUCAUGCAGCUGAUCAAGAUUUUAUGUUUUUUUUUUUGUUUUUUUUUUUAAACAUAUUCCACAAUCACCCACCUCACUAUAAUUUACAUUGCAAAGCAUUACAAAUGAUAGUUAAAUAUUUUGUGGUUUUUGUAAGCUAUGUUGAAUGUAUUAUUUUUUUCCAUUUUUGUUAACAGCUGUGUGUAGUUUAGUCACUUAUAAAUAUCAAAACUGAUUUUGUUUGUUCCCUGCCGUUUCGUUCUGUUGGCUCAUUUAAUCGUUUUCCAGAAACAGAUGUCCUUAGAUAAACAACUGCUACUGGGCAGACGUGUUCAGUUUGCUGAUUGGUUGAAUCAGUUUCAAGUAAUCAGCUAAACUGCAUUUGUGGUAAAACUCAUGUUAUUUUCUUUUCUUUAGAAUCCGUCUCAUUCAGAAUUUUAAAUAAAUAAAAGCAACCACCAGCUCUGCAUGGGGUUACAUACAAUUUUCAUAACGACAGUCAUAAUAUGUUGCUCCUAAAUCUUCACAGUGCUGCCCUUCCUUAUCUGCAAUGUGUUCAUACAUGUAUUUCCCAAUCAACACAU
This is a messenger RNA of Chanos chanos (milkfish), 2295 nucleotides long. It is a transcript of the gene ankrd46b, whose product is annotated as ankyrin repeat domain 46b. The record is from RefSeq and is a predicted model, not a curated record. The coding region runs from base 104 to 790 and encodes 228 amino acids. The transcript has 4 exons. Lineage: Eukaryota; Metazoa; Chordata; Actinopteri; Gonorynchiformes; Chanidae. Gene Ontology annotation, molecular function: protein binding.